AUAUUGAUGAAGAUUUCAAGACCCACCUGGAGAGUCUGGUCCGCUUGCUGCUGAGUCCUGAGAAUCUGGUGGAGAAAGAGAUUGGCGGCUCGAAGAUCAGCUGCAGGAACCUGAGCGAAUACUUCAAGGCUUAUGUUCAGAUCUUCCAAGGCGAGGACCUUCCACAUCCCAGAUCCAUUCUCGAGGCGACAGCUGAAGCCAACAACCGGGCAGCCAUGUCUGUGGCCAUGGAUUAUUAUCGUAAUGCAAUGGAGGGGCUGUGUGGAGGGGACAAAGCCUACCUCCAACCCAGCAAGCUCCGCGAGAGGCACCAGAUCUACCGAGAGGCGGCUGUCGAGAAAUUCCGAGCCAUUAAGAAGAUGGGGGGCACUGCAGUGAGCACGCGCUUCGAGGACCAGCUGGAGGCGGACAUCGAGGGGAUGCUGGACAGCUACCUCAAGUUCAACCGCAGCAAGAAUUUCUUCAGCAUCAUCCGCACACCAGCGGCCAUGCUGCUGUUGAUAAUCAGCAUGCACAUCCUGUCGGGCAUCCUGUCGCUGCUGGGCCUGGGCUUCCUGUCCUUCAUCUUCAGCUUCAUCAUCGGCAUCUGCUCGCUGACCUUGAUGACCUGGUGCUACAUCAGGUACACCGGCUUCAGCCCGGUGCUGGGGGAGAUCAUCGACACGAUCAGCGACGCCGUACUGAGCGGGGUAGCAGCCCUCCUAGUGAAUCAGCAGCUGAACCCCCAGCAAGCUGCCAUCGUGGCUGGAUUGGCGCAAGCCAGCAGAAGGAACUAG
Molecule: messenger RNA, 776 nt
Organism: Carcharodon carcharias (great white shark)
Lineage: Eukaryota; Metazoa; Chordata; Chondrichthyes; Lamniformes; Lamnidae
Product: atlastin-2-like
Exons: 5
Biological process (GO): protein homooligomerization; endoplasmic reticulum organization
Molecular function (GO): GTP binding; GTPase activity
Source: RefSeq, a predicted model, not a curated record